This is a messenger RNA of Arabis nemorensis, 1989 nucleotides long. NCBI's taxonomy places the organism in Eukaryota, Viridiplantae, Streptophyta, Magnoliopsida, Brassicales, Brassicaceae. The record is from the annotation of a GenBank genome assembly.
AUGUCUAGUGGAUUGCUUCUGUUCUGGUUGAUCUCCUCUUUUCAUCUUAUCUCUGUGUCAACUUCAUCAAAAGAUACCAGUUUUGUCUUCAACGGCUUUGGACAAGCAAAUCUUUCUCUUGAUGGGUCUGCUACAUUGCUUCCCAAUGGAUUAUUGCAGCUUGCCAAAGAUUCACAACAUCAAAUGGGCCAUGCUUUCAUCAAGAAGCCAAUUGGGUUUAGCUCUUCUACACUACUCUCAUUCACAACACAUUUUGUGUGUGCUCUGGUGCCUAAGCCUGGAUUUGAAGGCGGCCACGGCAUUACCUUUUUGAUAUCUCCGUCUGUGGAUUUCACACAGGCGCAACCAACUCGGUACUUGGGGAUUUUCAACGCCUCAACUAAUGGAUUUACCUCUUCUCACCUAUUUGCUGUUGAGCUCGACACUGUACGAAAUUUAGAUUUCCAUGAGACGAACAAUAAUCACGUUGGGAUUGAUGUGAACAGUCCCAUUUCAGUCGAAUCAGCACCAGCUUCUUACUUUUCCAUAACAGAACAGAAGAAUGUGAGCAUAAACCUCUCCUGCGGAGAUCCUAUACAGGUCUGGGUUGAUUACGAAGGAACUGUACUCAAUGUUUCUGUGGCUCCUCUUGAAGCUGGGAAGCCAAGUCGGCCUCUUUUGUCACGACCGUCAAUCUCUCAGAAGUGUUGCCAAGUAGAAGAUUGUUUAUUGGGUUCUCUGCAGCGACAGGGACAUCACACAAGCAGGGAAUUAUUGCAGCUACUUGACAUCUCAAAGCUUCCUCGGAUGCCUCAGCCUAGAGCUGAGCAUAAGAAACCAUCUGCUCUGAUUAUCGCUCCGCUGGUUGCACUUGCUAUCAUAGUAGUGGCUGUUCUUGCAGGAGGUUUUUACCACAUGAAGAAGAAGAAGUAUGCGGUAGUAAGAGAACCAUGGGAAAAGGAAUUUGGUACACGCCGCUUCUCGUACAAAUCCUUAUACAUAGCAACAAAAGGGUUUCGCAAGGAUGGAUUUCUUGGAAGAGGAGGUUUUGGAGUAGUGUACAGAGGAGAUCUCCCUCAGAACAAACCUAUAGCUGUGAAGAGAGUGUCUCAUGAUGGUGAGCAAGGGAUGAAGCAAUUCGUGGCUGAAGUCGUGAGCAUGAGGAGUCUGAAACACAGGAAUCUAGUUCCACUUCUCAGGUAUUGCAGAAGAAAAGGUGAGCUUUUACUGGUGUCCGAGUACAUGCCUAACGGUAGUCUUGACCAGCACUUGUUUGAUGACCGAAGUCCAGUUCUUUCUUGGUCCCAAAGACUUGUGAUUCUCAAGGGUAUAGCCUCGGCUCUCUUUUAUCUCCAUACGGGAGUUGAACAAGUUGUUCUGCACCGAGAUAUUAAAGCUUCCAAUGUUAUGUUAGAUGCUGAGUUAAACGGUAGGUUAGGAGAUUUUGGUAUGGCUAGGUUUCAUGACCAUGGAGGCAAUGCAGCUACAACAGCAGCGGUUGGGACUGUAGGGUACAUGGCACCUGAGCUAAUAACAAUGGGAGCUUCCACUGUAACCGAUGUUUAUGCUUUUGGUGUUUUCAUGCUUGAAGUAGCCUGUGGGAGGAAACCCGUAGAACCCAGGAUGAUGCAAGCUGAGAAACGAUAUCUGAUCAAAUGGGUUUGUGAAUGCUGGAAGAAAGGUUCUUUGCUUGAAGCUAAAGAUCCAAGACUAGGAGGAGAAUUCUUACCCGAGGAAGUCGAGUUGGUAAUGAAACUCGGAUUGCUAUGUACAAACAUUGUUCCAGAAUCCAGACCAACAAUGGAACAAGUGGUUCUUUACUUAAAUGAGAACCUACCAUUGCCUGAUUUCUCGCCAUAUACACUUGGAAUCGGCUCAUUUACUCCGGUAGUGGUGGAUGCAGUCUCCCUUACAGUAUCAUGCACUUCAAGAAACUGGUCAGCUCCUUCGGUAUCUUCUUCCUCAGGCAACAACUCAAAGGAUGAUGAACAACCAUUGGAUAUCUCUUAA